AAUUCUAGCCUUAUAUUAUCCCCUUCUUCAAGUGCAAAAUAUACAGUACAUAGGGGGAGACUAUGACAAUGGCAGGAGGAGGGAACACAGAUUAUGGAGCUUUCAUGGAGAAAUUCAUCCUCCAACAACCACAACCAUCUUCUCCUCCACAACAUCUUCCUUUGAAUGGCCUCACUUUUGCUGUCAAAGAUAUAUUUGACAUGGAUGGUUAUGUGACUGGAUUCGGGAAUCCAGAUUGGUUAAGGACUCAUUCUGCUGCUACAUCCACAGCUCCUGCUGUUUCAGCCAUGUUAAAAGGAGGUGCCACCUGCCUUGGCAGAACUUUCUUGGAUGAAAUGGCUUACAGUAUAAAUGGAGAAAAUGUACAUUAUGGAACGCCUGUUAAUCCAUGUGCACCAGACCGAGUGCCUGGAGGAUCGUCAAGUGGCUCUGCUGUAGCAGUUGGUGCUAUGCUGGUUGAUUUCUCUUUAGGCACUGACACUGGAGGAAGUGUAAGAGUCCCUGCAUCAUACUGUGGAAUUUUUGGUUUCCGUCCAUCACAUGGAAUUGUUUCAACUGAUGGAGUUACUCCCAUGGCACAGAGUUUUGAUACCGUUGGAUGGUUUUCUAGGGAUCCUGGGACUCUAAAUCGUGUUGGACAGAUACUAUUGCAGGCGCCUUAUAAAAAACUUGUGCAGCCUAGUCAAGUUUUGAUUGCUGAAGAUUGUUUUAAGCUUUCGAGUGUCCCAAGUACCCGAGUGUCCAAAGUUAUUACUGCAUCAAUAGUGAAGUUAUUUGGAGGUGAUAUUUUACAGUCUUUUAGCCUUGGGGACUAUGUUGAAAGCAAAGUUCCAAGUUUGAAGCACUUCAUGGAGAAUGAAAUUGAAAGUGGGGAAUUCAGCAUAAAAUCUUUGGUGGCUCUUUCUACAGCCAUGCGAUUGUUACAAAGGUAUGAAUUCAAGAAGAACCAUGGUGAGUGGGUGAGCACAGUAAAACCUAAGUUGGGUCCAGGUAUAUCAGAAAGGGUACUAGAAGCCCUUAACUCAUCAGAAGAACACAUCAAUGAUUGUCAGUCUGUAAAGACCCAACUGCAGGAAGCUCUUACUGCUCUCUUAGGGGAAAAUGGCAUUAUAGUGAUACCUACACUUCCUGGACCUCCACCUAAACUGCAAACGGAGACCAAAUCAUUGGAAACUUUUCGUGCCAGGGCCUUCAGCUUGUUGUCCGUAGCUGGAGUAUCUGGAUUUUGCCAGGUGACAAUUCCACUGGGAAAACAUGAUGGUCUUCCUGUGUCGGUUUCUUUGAUGGCAAAACAUGGUUCUGAUGGAUUCCUACUAAGUCUUGUUGAGACCCUUUAUCCCACAUUGAAAGAGCAAAUAGAAAUUGCUGAGAACCUGAGUCACUAGAUUCUGGUGUUUACUUCUCUUUAAUUUGUUGUGUUAGAAUACAAUGAAUGUAACUAAACAAUAUUAAAAGGGAAAACGUAUCUGAUUUGCAAAUAUAUUGCUUUUGUAGUUUA
Erigeron canadensis is the source of this 1498-nucleotide messenger RNA. Its product is annotated as amidase 1. Bases 63 to 1385 code for a protein of 440 amino acids. The record is from RefSeq and is a predicted model, not a curated record. The transcript has 9 exons. Lineage: Eukaryota; Viridiplantae; Streptophyta; Magnoliopsida; Asterales; Asteraceae.